AGGGAAUUGCGUAUGCUAUCACUUGUACUUGGAUCAGAAAUUACCGAUGCAUCAGUUGCAGCAAUUUCUAAAUGCUACUCGAAUCUCGAAUUACUUGACCUCAGUGGGUCUAGCAUAAGUGACAUGGGUUUAGGGAUGAUAUGCAAUGUGUUUCCCGAGACUUUAACAAGGCUACUUGUUGCUCUAUGCCCCAACAUUACAUCAAGUGGUAUCCAAUUUGCCACAGCUCAAUUACCUCUUUUGGGACUCAUUGAUUGUGGGUGACAAUAUGUGAAGAAAA
Messenger RNA from Helianthus annuus (common sunflower), 280 nucleotides. Its product is annotated as F-box/LRR-repeat protein 17-like. The transcript is spliced from 3 exons. The record is from RefSeq and is a predicted model, not a curated record. The coding region runs from base 13 to 264 and encodes 83 amino acids. Lineage: Eukaryota; Viridiplantae; Streptophyta; Magnoliopsida; Asterales; Asteraceae.